UUCGGCUAUUUCCGCCACGGCUUCGUGUUGCCUCCAUUUUACUCUAGUUUGUAUGUAUGUGUGCGUGGUCUGGGUCUGUAACGAGAGAGGAAACAGGACCGGGAGCGGAUACACUUUUAAAUUGCUACAAAAAUGGACGGCAUCGGUGACGUUGCGGUUGGAGUAAAGAGAGGAUCUGAUGAGCUGAAUAUGUAUAACAACAGCAUGAGCGAUGGGGCUUCCAAUGGUAACGACAGUAAGAAGCUGAGGGUGGAGGAGGCGGCGCCGUCGCGCGUGAUCCACAUCCGGAAGCUGCCCAACGAAGCCUCCGAUGCUGAGGUCAUCGCUCUGGGCCUGCCGUUUGGCAAAGUCACCAACAUCCUGACUCUGAAGGGAAAGAACCAGGCCUUCCUGGAGAUGGGAACAGAGGAGGCAGCCGUCACUAUGGUCAACUACUACAACACAGUACCUCCACAUGUCCGCAACGCCCCCGUCUUUGUUCAGUACUCCAAUCACAAAGAACUCAAAACUGAUGCUAGCAACCAGCGGACUCAGGCGGUGCUGCAGGCGGUGUCGGCGGUCCAGGCCCAGAGCGCCGACGCUCAGGAGGUGGUGGCCGCAGCCUCCAGCCCAGUGCUGCGCAUCAUCAUCGACAACAUGUUCUACCCCGUGACGCUGGACGUCCUGCAGCAGAUAUUCUCCAAGUUUGGAACGGUCAUGAAGAUAAUCACCUUCACCAAGAACAAUCAGUUCCAAGCUCUCCUGCAAUUCAGCGACCCCGUCAAUGCGCAGCACGCUAAACUGGCACUGGACGGUCAGAACAUCUACAACUCAUGCUGCACACUUCGCAUCGACUUUUCUAAGUUGGUCAACCUAAACGUUAAGUACAACAACGAUAAGAGCCGGGACUACACCCGCCCCGAGCUGCCGGCCGGGGACGGGCAGCCCAGCCUGGACCCCGCCGUGGCCGCCGCGCUCAGCAAAGAGUCCAACUCUCUGCUCGGUAAGAUUCCAGGAGCCCUGAACCCCCUGAGCGCCGCAGCGGCAGCUGCUGCUGCUGCAGGGAGGGUGGCCCUUGCUGGACAGGCAGUAUCCAGCGGGGUUCUUCUUGUAAGCAACCUCAAUGAGGAGAUGGUUACGCCCCAAAGUCUGUUUACCCUCUUCGGAGUGUACGGUGAUGUCCAGAGGGUGAAGAUCCUUUACAAUAAGAAGGACAGCGCUCUCAUUCAGAUGUCUGACUCCAAUCAGGCCCAGCUGGCAAUGAGCCAUCUGAACGGCCAAAAGAUGUACGGGAAGAUAAUCCGCGUGACGCUGUCCAAGCACCAGACGGUGGCGCUGCCCCGGGACGGCCUGGACGACCAGGGCCUGACCAAGGACUACGCCAGCUCCUCUCUCCACCGCUUCAAAAAGCCGGGCUCCAAGAACUUCCAGAACAUCUUCCCGCCCUCUGCUACUCUUCACCUUUCCAAUAUCCCACAAGACGUGACGGAGGACGAUCUCCGGCUGCUCUUCUCCAACACGGGGGGAACUGUGAAGGCAUUCAAGUUUUUUCAGGAUCGCAAAAUGGCUCUGAUCCAAAUGUCAACUGUGGAAGAGGCCAUCCAAGCUUUGAUUGACCUUCAUAAUUACAACAUGGGAAAUAACCAGCACCUGAGAGUUUCCUUCUCAAAGUCCACCAUUUAGAAUGUAACACACUGACUCUUGGCUUUAACGGUUUACCCUAAGAAGAAGAGCGGGGAGAGUACGUAGACUCAGACGUUUUGUUCAUUCUGCCAUUCCUUUAGAGAGACUGAAACCUUUGAUUUGCAUUCUUUUUUCAAAAGAGAACAAUACUGGAUCUCCAGCUUUUAACUGUACCUCCAUACUUUCAUACCAAGCAGAUGGUCGACUUGACUUGUCCCCUCGUAUGACAAUGUUGCAUAUAUCAGUGUUUUAAUUCUCGAAAUAGUUGACGAAACAUUGUACUCAUGUGCCUUACUUGACAAUAUCAACUGUUUCUACAGCUGGACAUGUUCAUUAAGCGCCUCCCUGAUGGGGCCCAUUAGCACGGGAUAAUUUGGGGGGGUCAGCAGGAACACAGGUUGCUUUGUCAUCAUUUAAGCAUUGCUACAUUUAUUUGAAGCUGUGCCACUGAGCAGCUGCAGCUUUGUUUGGUUCAGAACAUUAACUUUUGGAGUUCCGCAGCAGGAGCGGAGCCUGUUCCUGAGGCUACGUGUUAGCGACUUUACAGCAGCCCGUGACUGCCAUUCCAACUCCCACUCCAUUAUUCCACAGGGAUGCUGCCACAUUGUUUCCCCUCCCUUUUCACUUCACAAUCCCUGCACAAGAUUAAUGAUCAGAAUGCAGCUCGUCGCAAUGUUUUCCUCUGUUUCUGAGGCGGUCCUUGCCUUUUCCCUCGCAGUGAAGUGUAAUUGUCAGUGACUGUGUCUUUGAGGCAUGCAUAGUGAUGAUAGCAAGUCCGACCAGAAAGUAUUGCAUGCUGUGGAAGACGUUAAAGUAGGAGCCCACUGUGAUUUUAUUGUUAUGUAACAGUUUACUAUAGAGAGGGCUAUUCAGUUGGACCAAAGUUUCUGUGCCUUUUAGUAUUUCUUCUUCAUUUUAACUUGGGGGGGAUCAAAACUUUACAGUGGAAUUUUGAGGAAAUGUGCGAGAAAACUUUACCUACAAGUUGGGUACCUUAUGUUAUUUUAUACUUUGCAAGUCCUGGCAUUUGGUCGGAAAUAAAAAAGAUGUAAUUUCCUUUUUUUUUUUUUUCUUC
Menidia menidia (Atlantic silverside) is the source of this 2737-nucleotide messenger RNA. The record is from the annotation of a GenBank genome assembly. Lineage: Eukaryota; Metazoa; Chordata; Actinopteri; Atheriniformes; Atherinopsidae.